This is a messenger RNA of Leptopilina heterotoma, 2513 nucleotides long. Its product is annotated as ATP-dependent RNA helicase DDX24. Gene Ontology annotation, molecular function: RNA helicase activity; ATP binding; nucleic acid binding. The coding region runs from base 168 to 2474 and encodes 768 amino acids. The transcript is spliced from 8 exons. NCBI's taxonomy places the organism in Eukaryota, Metazoa, Arthropoda, Insecta, Hymenoptera, Figitidae. The record is from RefSeq and is a predicted model, not a curated record. Gene Ontology annotation, cellular component: nucleolus.
UGACGAGACUACUGCGACUGCGCGAGUCGAAUUCAAAAUGGCGGACGUCCAGCCGGUGAUAGAAAAUAAUUCCACUUUUUCGUAAAAAUAUUGAAGAUAUUGAAGAAUUUUCAGGACUUUUAAACUUGUAGAAAGAAUUAAUGUAAAAGUAAUUUCAGAGAAAUACAAUGGUUUUUCCGAGGAGGAAAAAAAAUAAUUCCAGUGGUUGGAAAUCGGUGGAUUUAGAGGGAACUGUUUUAAAUUCCGAAAUCGGGGGUUUAAUUGGAAUUGAGGAAUUAACGAGUUACAAAAUUGAAGGAGGAAAAAUUGUUCCCACUGAAAUUAAUGAUAAAAAAUCGAAUAAACGCUCGAGAAAUGAGGAUGAAAAGCGACAAGUGAAAAAAAGAAAAGAAUCACAUUCGAAAUCGAGAAAAAAGUCUCAAAAAUCAAAGAAAGGGGAUAAAAUCAAAAGCGACGUAAAUAUCGUUGAUGAAAAUGAAAAUAACGAUGAAAUCGACUCGAAUUUCAAUUCAGAAGCUUGGAUAUCGCUUGGAGUGACAGACGUUAUUUUAAAAUCCUUAAAAGAACAAAAUUUCGAUGCACCAACGCAAAUUCAAUCCUUAACAUUGGCGCCGGCAAUUUUAGGCCGACGCGAUAUUCUUGGCGCUGCCGAGACCGGAAGUGGCAAAACUCUCGCUUUUGGAAUUCCCAUAAUUCACGGAAUUCUCGAAUUAAAAAAACGCGAGACGGGCAAAUUUGUUGUCAGUAAAAGUGGAAAAUUCGAGGAAACGGAGAAUUUAGAGAAUGAAAAUUGCUGUAAUUCUGACAAUGAAGAAGAUUCUUCAGUUGAUUCCGAAAAUGAAACAUCGGAAGAUGAAAUUUCCGAAAAUGAAAAUUCAGAAGAUGAAAAUUCCGAAAAUGAAAAUUCGGAAAAUGAAAGUUCCGAAAAUUCAGAAAACGAAAAUUUCGACAGGGAAAAGGAAAUUGGUUGUGUUAAAGUGAUAGACAAUAUAGAGAUAAAGUCAUCGAGUGUUAAUAGUUCGAGAAAACCAUUUUACGCGUUAAUUUUAACGCCCACGAGGGAAUUGGCGAUACAGAUUAAAAAUCAUUUGACAAAAGCGGCGAAAUACACGGACAUUCAAAUUGCCGUCAUUCUCGGAGGAAUGGCAGCUGUGAAACAGGAGAGAAUUUUAAAGAGAGGACCGGAAAUUGUUAUUGCAACGCCCGGGAGAUUUUGGGAGCUGGUGAGCGAGGGUAAUCCACAUCUCAAUCAACUCGAUUCGAUAAAAUUUCUGGCGAUCGACGAAACAGAUCGAAUGUUAGAGAAGGGACAUUUUCAGGAAUUACAUUCAAUUAUUGAGAGAAUAAAUAUGGACGAGAAAAAAGUGAAGGAACGACAGAAUUUUGUUUUCUCGGCAACAUUAACAAUGGUACACGAUCUACCGGAUUAUUUGCGUAUGAAAAAGAAACGUAAUUCGCGAAGUAAAAUUUUUAAAUUAACACCCGGACAAAAAUUGCAAAGGGUCAUUGAAAUGUUGAAAGUGAAAAAUCCAAAAGUCGUCGAUUUGACGAAAGAAAGAGGAACUGCGGGAAGUCUCACGGAAUCGAGAAUCGCCUGCACGAUUGAUUACAAAGAUUAUUAUUUGUAUUAUUUUUUGAAACGUCACGAGGGACGGACAUUGGUAUUUUGCAAUAGUAUCGGUUGCGUCAAGAGAUUGGCGACACUCUUUGGUAUUUUGGAUUUAAAUCCAUUGCCACUUCACGCGAAUAUGGUGCAAAAGCAGCGACUCAAGAAUCUCGAAAGAUUUCAAGCGAACGAAAAUGGUUUCCUAAUAGCGACAGACGUAGCUGCAAGGGGUUUGGACAUUCCCAAUGUGGAACACGUAAUUCAUUACCAAGUUCCUCGAACGUCGGAGAGUUACGUUCACAGAAGUGGACGAACAGCGCGAGCACAAAAGGAGGGAAUUACCGUUUUGCUAAUGGAACCUUCUGAAAAGGAUAUGUACACGAAAAUAUGCAAAACUCUCAAUCGUGAGCAUGACAUCCCAACGUUUCCGGUUGUCGAGCGAUUAUUGCAAGCGGUAAAGGAGAGAGUCGAUAUCGCCAGGGAAAUUGACAAAUUGGAAUUAAAUUCCCGUAGAAAUAAUUUGCAGAAAGAUUGGAUUCGUAAAGCGGCCGAGGAUAUGGACAUGAUCAUCGAAGACGCCAGAGAAUACUCGACAACAGAAAAUGAGGAAAUCGCAAAUACAAAACGUGCCCUUAAAGUAAAACGCAAUCAACUAAUGAAUCUUUUGUCGAAACCAUUGUUUCCCAAAGGAUUUUCUGGCAAAUAUCCGGAUAUUAAUUUACAUCAUGAAUUUAACGAGAAACCACAAAAGGCAAUAGAAUUAAUGAAAAGUACAAUUGUCGAAUGUCCAAUGAAGAAAAAGAGUAAAAUUGUCGCGAAAACGAUGUCGGCGAAGAAAUCCAAAUUCAAAAAGCAACCAUUAAAAUAAAUGGUAAUGAAAAUAAAAACACUUGUUUUUUUUAUGAAA